UAAUAUAUUCAAGAUGGGGACCCAAGUUUUGUAUCUCAAACGACAAACAUCGCAAAAAAGUUCAUUUUAGGAGUGUUUUAAGAUCAUUUACGAAUUACAACAUCAGAUAAGAAAGUUUUUUCUGCAAUAAUUCAUGAAUCUAAAGCUAUGGAAAACACAAAGGACAAUAAUGGUAUAGUUUGGGAGAGUUCAAAUAUGGUUAAACAGGAAUUGAGUGAUGAAAUCAUAACAUUUAUGGACAUUAAAUCAGAUGAAAUAUCAGCUAUUUCAAGUUCAGAAGGAGUACAAACAAAUAUAUCAACACUCUUUUCAAAUUCUGAAGAUAUAAAGCAAAAUGUAUCAACACAAUUUUCAACUGUUAAAGACAAAUACUUGGAGGAAACAAUGCAACCUUUAGCUUUAGAAGAUAAAAAUCUUGAUAAAACUAAGCCUUUGUUUAAUUUAGAAGAGAUGAAACAAGAUAACCCAACAUCAUUUUCAUCUUCUGAAGACAUGAAACCAAAUCUAUCAACAGCAUUUUCAAUUUUUGAAGAUAUAAAACCUGAGAUAUUAACAAUUUCAUCUUUGGAAAGGGAACAACAAAAUGGUUUCAAAGCACAGCAACAACUUUCUUCCCCACCAGAUUCAACUGAUUUUAAAGAAAAUUUAGCAGUUUUAAAAUCAAAUCUUCAGAAUGAAUUAAAAGAACUCAAGUUAUUGCAUACAAAGUUGAUUGAUAAUCUCCCAACAGAAUAUCUGAUUAGCAAUAAGGGACUGAAGACAUACAAUUGUGAUAUGUGUUGUCAAAGAUUUUUCCAUUUUGAUCAUGUUAAACAACACAUAAACAUUCACACAAGGGUGAAUCCAUAUGGUCAUGAUUUUCAUCAGCAAGAAGUUGUUAAGAUCAGUCAUGUUGAACAAAUUAACAAAAUAAACCUAGAACAGGUAUACAACAAGUCUAGUUUGUCUAAAAAGUUCACUACAAAGUCUAGUUUAUCCACACACACAAAUAUUCAUUCUGGAAUUAAUAAGCCAUAUGAAUGCUAUGUGUGUCAUAAAAAAUAUCAUAUUAAAAAUCAUUUAGCAAACCAUAUAAAGAUACAUUUAGGAGAAAGACCAUAUGAAUGUGAUGUGUGCCAUAAAAAAUUUAGUCAGAAAGGUCAUUUAUCAGAACAUACAAAUAUUCAUUUGCCAGAGAGACCAUAUGAAUGUGAUGUGUGUCACAAAAAAUUUAAUCAUAAAAGUGAUUUAUCAAAACAUAAAAGUAUUCAUUUACCUGAGAGACCAUAUUAUGAAUGUGAUGUGUGUCAUAAAAAAUUUAGUCGAAAAAGUACUCUAUCUACACAUAAAAAUAUACAUUUACCAGAGAGACCACAUAAAUGUGAUGUUUGUUAUAUAAGUUUUGCCCUUAAAUCUAGAUUAUCUAGACAUAAAAAUAUUCAUUUACCAGAAAGACCAUAUGAAUGUGAUGUGUGCCAUAAAAAAUUUAGUCAGAAAGGUCAUUUAUCAGAACAUAAAAAUAUUCAUUUACCAGAGAGACCAUAUGAAUGUGAUGUGUGUCACAAAAAAUUUAAUCAUCAAAGUCAUUUAUCUAGACAUAAAAAUAUUCAUUUACCUGAGAGACCAUAUUAUGAAUGUGAUGUGUGUUAUAAAAAAUUUAGUCGAAAAAGUACUCUAUCUACACAUAAAAAUAUACAUUUACCAGAGAGACUAUAUGAAUGUUAUGUGUGUUAUAAAAAAUUUAAUCAUAAAGGUGAUUUAUUAGAGCAUAAAAAUAUUCAUAUACCAGAGAGACCAUAUAAAUUUGACAUUUAUCACAAACGUUUCCUCUAAAUCUAGUUUAUCUAUGCACACAAAUUUUUACUCAGGAUUGAAUGUGUUGUUGGUCAUUAAAUUCUCUUUCACAAAGAUCUUUAAUUAUCUAUAUAUAAAAUUAUUACUUUUUUUUACUAAUACCACAUUUUGUAGGCUGAAAACACACCAUUAAUGUUUGUCAUACAAGAUAUACUACUCUUCAUAGUAUUAGUUGUCAUACAAAGUAUUACUAAUGAUUAAUAUGCUAUCUAGACAUUUCACACAAUGGAAAGAAAACUACAUGGAAAGAAUGGAUGUCAUGAAUCUCCAUAGCACAUUUAUUAUCUUGUACAAGGUGUUAUGGCUAGCAUUAUUUCGUUUUUUUUUGGAAAUAUGAUGGCUAAAUUCUUAUCCUUUAUAUUACCCAUAUAACAACACUAACCACUAAUAAACAGCAACAUUUUAAAUGUACAAUUAUAAUGUGACUCAUUGAAGUAAUAUUAACUCUAUAUUUUUCUUUAUUGAAUAUAUUCCAUUUUAUGUAAUUCAAAAUUUUGUAUAAAUAAUUAUAUAACCCAUUAAGUAAAUCAUAAUUAUGAUAAUUGAAUU
This is a messenger RNA of Physella acuta, 2382 nucleotides long. RefSeq names its product putative zinc finger protein 730. Gene Ontology annotation, biological process: regulation of transcription by RNA polymerase II. The record is from RefSeq and is a predicted model, not a curated record. NCBI's taxonomy places the organism in Eukaryota, Metazoa, Mollusca, Gastropoda, Physidae. Gene Ontology annotation, molecular function: RNA polymerase II transcription regulatory region sequence-specific DNA binding; DNA-binding transcription factor activity, RNA polymerase II-specific. Gene Ontology annotation, cellular component: nucleus.